UUGGGUCUUGUUUGAUAACUGUGUGGUUUGAUAGUGCAAAGUUGUAAUAAGAUCAAAUAAAUUUAAAUUAUUUAAUUAGAUUGUGAUCCAUGUAAAUAAACUUCGUAUUAAUUUAUUUAAAGAUUGUAUAUUUUGACUUGAAAUUAUUAGUUCGAUUCCAUUAGGCAUUGGUUAUAUCUCUACCACUUCUACUAUGCCAUUAUUAUUGUCUUCUACACAGGUUCCAUAAGAUUCAUAAUUUUGUUCGGUUUUUCUUAAAAUCAAUAAAUUUCACUUUGCAUCAUAUUAUCACUAAUGAAUCCAACCCGAUCAACCAAUGUUCGGCGAUAUGAGGAAUCAAGAUCUGCUCGUAAUGAAGACCAUGAUGUUUAUUCAAUUUUACGUUCAAGGACCGAAGAAGAAAAACAAAGACGUAGACGUGAAUGGCAACGUCAACAAGAACGAGAAAGGCAACAUGAAAAAUUAAAACAAGAAAAGAUUAGAGAAUUAGAUGGGUCUACAAGUGGGUCACUACCUUUGUUUAAAGGUCCUGAGGGUAUACAGAUUAGUACUACGGAACUACGUCGAAUUAAAGUUGAUAUUCACAGGAAUAUUCCUACAAAAGGACCUAUUGUUACUGAACUACAACGAAGUAUACUUAAUGCCGAAGAUGUAGUCCUCAAGAGAAGAGAUGGAGAAGGAACUAAACCAAUAUUCGACCGAGAAGAAAUAAAAAAAGCUGUAACCAAAACUAAUGAAGUAGAGGAGCGUCGUACGGUUGUAGCUGUAGAUGGGGAGCAGUCAGUUUUGAGUAAGCCGCAAACUUCUAAAAAACGUUCGUCGAGUCCUACUUAUAGUCCCGGAUAUCUAUCUUCCCAUCAAUCCAGGUAUCGUACGGAUUUAAAACGUCAAGAUAACAGGACAGAAUUCCGUGAUCAUCAAAAUAACGGAUUUCUAUGUUUCAGAAGAAGUAGCAUAGAGAGGCACAGAGAAUAUAAAGAGAAAUAUGCAGAAAGAGAUGCACAUAAAUACAAUACUAAUCGAUCACGUUCUAGAGAACGGGAUUCAGGCAAAUCACAUUCCAGAUCGAUGAUGGAAGAAAGAUCUUAUCGUGACAGAUAUCGUGACAGAUCAAGCGAACAUUCUCGUGAAAAAAGAGAUAGAGAUAAAGAUAGAGAUAGAGAUAGAGAUAGAAAUAGAGAUAGAUCGAAAGAACAUUCUCGUGAAAGAAGAGAUAGAGAUAGAGAUAAAGAUAGAGAUAGAGAUAGAGAUAGAGAUAGAGAUAGAUCGAAAGAACAUUCUCGUGAAAGAAGAGAUAGAGAUAGAGAUAAAGAUAGAGAUAGAGAUAGAGAUAGAUCGAAAGAACAUUCUCGUGAAAGAAGAGAUAGAGAUAGAGAUAGAGAUAGAGAUAGAUCGAAAGAACAUUCUCUUGAAAGAAGAGAUAGAGAUAGAGAUAGAGAUAGAUCGAAAGAACAUUCUCGUAAAAGAAGAGAUAGAGAUAGAGAUAGAUUGAAAGAACAUUCUCGUGAAAGAAGAGAUAGAGAUAAAGAUAGAGAUAGAGAUAAAGAUAGAGAUAGAGAUAGAGAUAGAGAUAGAGAUAGAUCGAAAGAACAUUCUCGUGAAAGAAGAGAUAGAGAUAAAGAUAGAGAUAGAGAUAGAGAUAGAGAUAGAGAUAGAGAUAGAUCAAAAGAACGAAGAGAUGUAACACCACAUUAUCUCGAACCUCCAAUACACGUGCCUAUCUAUUAUAAUCUGCCUCCGAGACCAAUUGUAGUAGGCCCUAUGGUUCCAUUUAGAGGACAGGUUCCUCCUAUGGGAAGAGGUCGACAUGUAAUGGCACCAGUUAGACCAUUUCCUCCACGAUUUAUUCCUCCGGAUUUGUACAGAUUAGGACCUCCACCCCCAAAUCCACGAUAUGGACCAUUUUAAGACAAUAAAAUAAUCUUUAUGUUCAUAUUAUAA
This is a messenger RNA of Nylanderia fulva, 1941 nucleotides long. RefSeq lists its product as uncharacterized. NCBI's taxonomy places the organism in Eukaryota, Metazoa, Arthropoda, Insecta, Hymenoptera, Formicidae. The record is from RefSeq and is a predicted model, not a curated record.